Messenger RNA from Meloidogyne enterolobii, 1077 nucleotides. The record is from the annotation of a GenBank genome assembly. Lineage: Eukaryota; Metazoa; Nematoda; Chromadorea; Rhabditida; Meloidogynidae.
AUGUUUUACACUAAAGGAGAACCAGAAGAAGAAUUAAUUAAACGUGUUCCAAGAAUAAUUUCUGCUCUUUUAAUUUUGUUGGUUUCUUUAAUUGACACUCAAUACUCUAAUGUCCAGAAGAAUUCAAAUGUUGAUUUGUCUGGAACUACUUCAAGUUCACAAUCCGGCAUUGGAGGAAAGAAAGAGGUAAAAACCAAACCAAUAAUUCCAAUAGUAACAUCAGAAUUAACUCGAAGUAUUGAAACUCCAGCAAAAUUGGUUUCUGAAGCUAUAAGAACAUUCCUAGUUAGAAUAAAUGCUGAAAAUGUUAUUGAAAAAAUGAAUUCUGAGCGUGUUUGGUCUAAUAUUGUUAGUUCUCAACAUUAUAUUAAUGCGUUAUCAAGUUUUUGUUGUGCCCUUUUCAAUUUUCGUCCACAAUUUAUUGGUGAUUUGAUGAGAUUGGAAUGUGAAUGUUUAAGAGGUGGAGAAAAUGUUUUAAAAAAUGUUUGUGAUGCUGAAAGGAUUGUUGCUGUAUCUAUUCUUUCUUCUUUAAUUACAAGCUGUCCUCAUAAAAAUGGAGAAUUUGAUUCUUCUUUGUUUUGCGAUGUUUUUGGAACGUUGGAAGGAGCUUUAAAAGAUCAACUUUUGACUGUUCGAAAAAUGGCAUUACACGGAAUUGGACAAAUUAGUCAUUUAAAAGGGCCUGAUGCAGAUGAAUUAAUUUUAUGUUUUUCUUCACGUUCAGUGGAAGCUGCUUUAGCUGGUUUAGAUGAUUAUUGGGACAGACAAGACCAAUUAGCAACAGAAUCAAUAGCUUCAUUAGACUCUUUAGUUGGUAUAUCUCAACCAAAAUUAAUUUUAAAUGUAUUACCUCAAUUAUUAUUAAAAAUUCGGCCGUGUUUUGAAAAGGAAAAUGAAUUGCUUAGAUCUAGCGCUUUUUCUCUUUUUGCUGGUUUAGGCUUUUCUGUUGGAAAUUAUGAUAUAUUUAAAGAAAGUUUACAUAGCAAUAUAAUUAGUAUUUUGUUACAUUUGAAUGAUAAGGAAGAAAAUGUUAAAUUGGUAAGCGUAAAAAAUUAUAAAAAAAAAUUAAAGAAGUAA